Molecule: messenger RNA, 1470 nt
Organism: Gloeophyllum trabeum ATCC 11539
Lineage: Eukaryota; Fungi; Basidiomycota; Agaricomycetes; Gloeophyllales; Gloeophyllaceae
Product: actin-like protein Arp3
Exons: 9
Coding region: 72-1364 (430 amino acids)
Biological process (GO): Arp2/3 complex-mediated actin nucleation
Cellular component (GO): actin cortical patch; Arp2/3 protein complex
Molecular function (GO): actin filament binding
Source: RefSeq, a predicted model, not a curated record
CCGGCUGUAAUACUUAGCUGCACUGGGGCAAUAAUCUAUCCGAAUACCAGUAUACUUGUUUGCUGCCCGCUAUGUCUGUCCUGGCACCGAUUAUUUGCGAUAAUGGAACAGGAUUUUCAAAAAUUGGUUUCGCGGGCAACUCUGAUCCAUCUUUCGUAUUCCCGACCGCAAUUGCAACGCGCGGCCCUGCAGCACAGGCGAGCAGAGGUCCCUCGGUACCCUCCAAGCCAGGCCAUCUCGCGUCCAAGCGCGGGGUCGAGGACUUGGACUUCUUCAUCGGGGAUGAAGCACUCGCGAACGCGAAGACGCCCGGGUACACCGUGCACUACCCCAUCCGGCACGGCAUGAUUGAUAACUGGGACUACAUGGAGAGGUACUGGGAGCAGGUCAUCUUCAAGUAUCUGAGGGCGGAGCCUGAGGACCACUAUUUCCUCCUCACAGAGCCGCCACUAAACCCCCCUGAGAACCGCGAGCAGACCGCCGAGAUCUUCUUCGAGUCGUUCAACAUCAAGGGGCUCUACAUCGCGGUGCAGGCCGUGCUCGCGCUCGCCGCGUCCUGGUCGUCCAAGAACGUCACCGACCGCACGCUCACGGGCACCGUUAUCGACUCGGGCGACGGCGUCACGCACGUCAUCCCCUGCGCCGAGGGGUACGUCAUCGGCAGCGCCAUCAAGCACAUCCCCAUCGCCGGCCGCGACAUCACGCAGUUCGUGCUCAACCUCAUGCGCGAGCGCGGCGAGAUGGCGAACGUCCCGCCCGAGGACCAGCUGCGCGUGGCCGGGAAGGUGAAGGAAAACUACAGCUAUGUGUGCCAGGAUAUCGUGAGGGAGUUCAGGAAGUAUGAUGCGGAGCCAUACAAGUACUUUGAGCGGUACGAGGGCGAGCAUAGCGUGACUGGACGGAAAUACUCCCUAGACGUCGGAUACGAACGCUUCCUCGCCCCCGAGAUCUUCUUCAACCCCGAGAUCUAUUCCUCAGACUUCCUGACGCCCCUACCCGAGAUCGUCGACGGCGUCAUUCAACAGUCCCCCAUCGACGUCCGGCGAGGGCUGUACAAGAACAUCGUGCUUUCUGGCGGGUCAACAAUGUUCCAGCACUUUGGCCAGCGCCUGAAGCGCGACCUGAAACACCUCGUCGAUCAGCGAUUGGAAGCGAGCGCACGGGCUAGCGGGAGCGCACAGAAGUCUUCUGGCGUCGACGUCGAAGUUAUCUCUCACAAACGUCAACGAUACGCCGUAUGGUUCGGUGGCUCCCUCCUCGCGGACCUCCCCGGCUUCUACACCGCCUGCCACACCAAGGCGCAGUACGACGAGAUCGGGCCGAGCAUCUGCAGACGGUACCAGAUCUUCGGCAGCGCUACAUAAAUACAAUACGAUAUAUCGAUGUAUACUGAUACGGUCACAUACUGGAUGCUGUAGAAUGAAGAUCAAAUCCGAAUACCCUGUCGAAGCGUGACGGAGUGAUGUCUCA